Molecule: messenger RNA, 2539 nt
Organism: Exophiala viscosa
Lineage: Eukaryota; Fungi; Ascomycota; Eurotiomycetes; Chaetothyriales; Herpotrichiellaceae
Product: heterokaryon incompatibility protein-domain-containing protein
Exons: 1
Coding region: 317-2332 (671 amino acids)
Source: RefSeq, a predicted model, not a curated record
GGGCGCUCCCUGACUUCAAGGCUGACUUUGGGGCUGAAUUCGGGGCUGACUCUUGCCUUCAGGCUGACUUGAUGGUCCUAUUGACGCGCUGGCGCUAGACGCUGUGGGCGAAGCACCAAGCAUGGAGGAUUCAAAAUUACUCGCCAAAGCCAACCACACCUUUUCCCUCAAUGAUAAUUGACAUUCCCAUUUCAAACAACUUAUUGAUGACACAAGAUUCACGACCACAGUUUAGUACUGCUUUGAGGCCAAUAUUAGUCGUUCACACUCCGUGGACGAUACACAGAAUUGCUUAGGCUAUCAUAAAGAUCCAGCGAUGACCAUCUGUAAAGGAUGUCAAGGCUUCAGGAAUCGCCUUUUCGACCCGAAGCCCUUACAAGAAGGCCAUAUUGUCAUUCACAAGAACUUUGCGGAGUUGUCAAAUUGUGCAGACACCUCUUGUGAUUUGUGCAAGUAUAUCCGCCGCGAAUUCAGCUACUACUCAAGUGACUAUGAAACUUAUAGUUUCAAUAGCGAGGAUCUUCAGGAUAUCCACAACGAUAUAAACGUCAACCUCUUCCUAUUUGAUCGGAAAGUACUUGAAGAUCGCACGAAGAUAGAAAACAGGUUGUGGCAGUUUUUUCUUGGACGACGGCCAGGGCCUUCCCAUUUCCAGGCCCAUAACAAUCACGUGAAGGACAGGUCGUUAAGUCAGCAGCGGAUCCUAGGAGAAAAUCUUGGCGUCGAUCGGCAGCUGUUCUUGUCCCGUAAGUGGCUUACGACUUGUACCACCGAUCACAAGAAUUGUGGUCCUCAAGCUAAAGAUGUUCCUGUUUUCCUUCCAACAAGACUCUUGGAUGUUGGCCAGCCUGGGGAGCAGGCAAUACAGCUAGUCCUUUCCGAAGAUCUCCCAAAGAGCAGAAAGAUUGAGUAUGCCACCCUCAGCUACUGUUGGGGUGAAGCAAAGAACGCAGCUUGUACCACAGAAAAGAACCUGGCAGCUAGACUUCAGAAUGGAUUCUCCACGGCAUCAUUGCCCCAAACGCUACAAGAUGCUAUUGAAAUCACUCGUGCCUUGCGUAUAAGGUAUUUGUGGAUUGAUGCACUUUGCAUUAUACAGGUCAAGGAAGGGGUGAAUGAAGACUGGCAACGCGAAUUUCCCACUAUGGGAAAGGUAUAUAGGCACUCGCUAUUCACAAUCGCAGCAAGUGGUGCGAAGGAUAGCAGUGUGGGAUGUUUUCACCGGAGUCAAAAAUCCCGUUGGCCAGUCCAAAAUUACUCCCUCUUCGACGAGAAUAGAGCACGUGGGCCAGACAAUCCUGUGAUGCUGGAAGCUACCCUACCAAACUGGAACAUCGCAGUGGAGCACUCGGAACUUGCUAAGCGUGGAUGGGUCUUGCAAGAACGUAUGCUCGCAUCACGGACGCUGUUCUGGACCGAAGAUGGUCUCUUUUGGGAAUGCAGCGAGUCAAAGGCCUCCGAAUAUGAGGCAAGGGUGCUGUACUCCAACAGGACGUUUCCAAUACUGCAUGAACUAGCCGAGAGCGUUGCGGGAUAUAAGCGCAACAGCAGGUAUGAACAGAAGGUCUGGACCAACGUUUUGGAGGAGUUUUCUCAGAAAGCGCUUACGGUGGUGACGGACAAACUGCCAGCUGUCACGGGAUUAGGGGUUGAACUCUCAAUACUUACCAGGCAGGAGUUUAUGAUGGGUGUCUGGAGGCACAAUUUGGUGCAAGAACUCGCUUGGGUUGCGGAUUUUUCUUUAUUGGGAAAUGAUAUUGCUGUCGACCCGCAAGCAGAUCGGUUACCCAACACGCCAUCAUGGUCAUGGGCAUCAAUAAACCAGAAGGUGCACUUCAAGCCUGGACGCCAUGGUUGGGAGUGCGAAGAACUGGUCAAAAUCGACUUAGUGUCCGUUCCAAGCGUUUCGGUCGAUACACAAUUACUUCAAGUUCGCGGCCGUCUAGGAGAAUUACGUGUUAGGAAGAUCAGAACCAAGAUUCCAUUGUCAUAUGAGCUGGUGUAUCAUCCUACUCGGUGCACAUUCCAGCCACUCAAAGCCCAACAAGACCAGGACUUGCAUAAGACGACCACAGAUGUUGCAGUGCUGGAUACGCUUGCGGACGCACUUCCUGAAGAGGGCGGAACUAUUAGGUGCCUCCAAUGGAUGAAAUGGGAAGAUCAUCUCCGACAUUCGACCGUUGGAAACGAAACACGUUAUUCCAAGGUGAGUGGUGCUCUAAUUCUAUCUCAGGUUGACAAUAAGGGAGAAAUCUACCGCAGAAUAGGCUGGCUGGAAGUCGUGGAUGAUGAUUUCGUUGAGUGGGAGAACAAGAGCAUUAUUCUCGUUUAAGCACGAGCAGGAUAUAUCCGCGUUUCUAGUACAUUUCAAACAUUGAAAAUCGGCGGCAUGGAGCAUUACGCCGAGAAGGCAAUCGCGUACGGGAUGUCGAAGGCAGCCCUCAACUAUGCUGUGCGCCGGCUUCAUUUCGAACAUCCCGGGAUUACUUGCUUAUCGCUGCACCCUGGCUAUGUCAAGACUGAUAUGGGUAAAUAUGCG